CCCCAUCCUCUCGCCAGGGAUGGAUGGUGCUGAGCUCCGCCGCCCGCUCUCCCAGUAACAACCAGAGAGCGACUGGGCCGGUUCCAGUGAGCAGAUGUUCCCCGGCAGGAUGACUCUGAGCCCGCCCGGACCGCCCAGCGGGCCGCCGGAGGAGCUGCAGGAGCUGCAGGAGCUGCAGGAGCUGCAGGAGCUGGCCUUCAUCGAGCGGCCGAUCCGCAGGAGCCUGAAGACGGCCGAGGAGAUCGAUCAGCUGACUGUGGAUGAAGACCUGAAUGACGUGGAGAGAGCCGUUUACCUGCUCAGCGUGGGUCAGGAGGUCCAGAGAUCCAGCGUCAUCAGCAACCUGCCGAGUCUUGUCCGCCAGAACCCAGCUGAGACUUUCCGUCGAGUUGUACCAAAAGUUCGGGAGGUCUUGAAUGGAGCCGGUGCUGAAAUCCAGCUGGCAGCAGCGACUUCCUUUUUAACCAUCCUGCAGGACGACAUCAUCCUGAUCCACACCACCUACUCCAUCCUGAAGACGGUGCUGCUCCACCUCAACCACCGCGACACAGUGGUGAGCAGCGCCUGGUUGGAGACUCUGCUGUCGGCCAUCAACGCUCUGCCCAAAGAGACCAUCAAACAGGAGGUGCUGAACCCUCUCCUCUACCAGAGUCCGCUGUCUCACUCCCUUCAGGCUCGCCUGGCCGCCUGUCGCAUCCUGGGAAAGGCUUCCUGCAAGUUUGACUCUCUCAUAGUGAAGAAGGAGCUGCUGCCUUUGGCCCGUUCUCUGAGCCGGGACACGGAGUCCGAGGUCCGAGUCUGCAUGUGCCGUCAGCUGGAGAGCAUGGCCAGAGCCAUCGGGGUGGAUGACACCAGAACCGAGCUCCUCCCUGAGCUGCUGGAGCUCGCCGGCGACGAGGAGAGUGGCGUUCGGCUGGCCGCCUUUGACAGCAUCAUCAGUCUGAUGGAGAUGAUGGACGGAGAUGACCGACUUCACCUCCUGGUUCCUCUGGUGAUGUCAGCGUGUGACGUUUCAUCACAGGUGGAUGGAGGCAUCGUGGUGUCGCUGUCGUUCCAGUUUGGGAAGCUCUGCAGCGGACUGGCAGGUUCACUGUCAGAAGAGCAGAAGAGGCUCCUGCUGCAGAAGUUCCAGGUCAUGUGUAUCACUGGACUGCAGACUGAAGAAAACCAGAUGGAUGUUGGCGAGUCCACACUGAUCCGCUGUAACUGCUGCUACAACCUACCGGCCAUGGUGGCGUUCGUAGACCCCGCCCACUUCCUGUGCGACAUCCAUCCAUCUUUCUCGGGUCUUUGCAGCGACCCAGAGGUCAGCGUUCGCCGAAGUGUAGCAGCCAGCUUCCACCAGGUGGUGAAGCUGCUCCAGUCUAAUGUCCAUGUUGUCCACAAGGAGCUCCUGUUGCUGCUCCAAGACAGUGCUCUGGAGGUUCUGGAUGCGCUGAUGAACCACCUAGAUGAAACUCUGGAGGUGGUCCUCUCUAGAGGAGACAAUCUAGUCCUGGACAACAAGCUCCCAGAGCUGCUGUCGGCGCUGCUGUCGGCCGAACAGAAAGUUGGAUCUUCUCUGCGUUGGCGGCUGCAUGAGAAGCUGCUGCACCGCUACAGCUGCCUGUCCAGACUGCUGCCCGGAGAGCUGCUGCACCAAACCUUCUCUGCUCGGAUCUUCGUCAUCCUCACCACCAACAAAGUGCUACCGGUACAGAAAGAGGCGGCUCGGACCUUCUGCACGUUCCUGCGCUACAAUCGUAAGCAGGAGCAGCGUCAGGAGAUGAUGGAGCGGCUGAUCCAAGAUCUGGCUCAAGGCCGCAGCUACUGGAACCGCCUGAGGUUCCUGGAUGUUUGUGAAAUCGCCACAGAGAUUUUCUCCAGAAAAUACUUCAACAGACAUUUCCUGAUCCAAGCGCUGGAACUCGUCCACGACCCUGUGGCCAACGUCAGGUACAAGCUCUGUCUGCUGUUGCCACGGAUGCGGUCGUCUCUCCGUCUGCCAGCUGACAAGCUGCUCCUGCAGAAACUAGAUUUCUGCGUCCAGAAGUUUCUCUGUCGAGAGAAAGACAAAGACGUUGUGGCCAUGAUCCGCAAGACAGUCCUGGAACUGGACAAACUGGACCUGUAUGAGCCUUUUCAUAAGAGACACGAGUGGGACCUGCUGGACCAGAAGAAGGAGAAGGAGGAGAUGCUGCUGCUGGAGAUGGAGCAGCUGGAGCGGCAGCAGAGCGACGGGAAGCUGAACUCUGACAAACACAUGGAGAGAAAACGAAGUUCGUCCUCUGCUAAAGAGACGAGGAAGGCUAAACUGUCUCGGAGUCGGUCCCUCAGCAGUCAGCCGACUGCGUCCAAACCCGCCAACUUGGACAGACCGCAGAAGGUCAAAGAUCUCAGCGGUUCUUCGGGUCUUAGAAAAUCCACCAGAGACGACUCAGUGAAGACCGCCCACUUCACCUUGACAACCCAGUCCACCUCUUCCGUGCCGGUUCUGAUCCGAAGCAAAACGACCAGCCUCCUGGACCAGGCCAGCCUGCUGGAGCAAAGGGAGCACAGAACCAGCACCCUGGACCAAAGGACUGGGAACCGAGACCAGCGGAACCACAUGAUGGAGCACAGAACCAGUUCCCUAGAGGAGAGAGAGCACAGAACCAGCACCCUGGACCAUCGGGACCACAGAACCAGCAACUUGGCUCAGCGCAGCAAGACGAUGGAGCGUGGGAGCAGCAUGAAAGAUAGUCAGUCCAGGAAGCUGUCCAUGAACAGGAAGUCCAACUCUCUCCAGUCAGAAUGAGAGUGAAGCUGAUGAUGUCAUCACUUACACUUGAUUCCAUCGGCCAAUCAGGUGCCUGGAAGCGGUUUCAUGGCGACGCCCAGAACCGGUGGAUGCUGAGCGAUCCUACUGAGCACUGUGUAUUCAACCAUCUCAUGGCUUCAUUUGAUUGGUUCACCUGCAGGUUGUAGGUGUGAUCUCAUCGGACAGUGAUCACCGCGGGCAACCAAACAGGAGUUCAUCUUGGACUGGUGGAAAUCAGAAAUUAUUUUAAAAUAAAUAACUGAAUGAAAACGGCUUUCAUGGAGUUUUUGUGCCACUAGAUGGAGGUUCAGAGAAAAGAGCCUCAGAAAGAGAAGGUCAUCAGAGUCCAAACAGCUGGUUCCUCCAACGAUCUCACCUUUCCUCACCUUUUGCUCCAAUCCAUCAACAAACUUCAGUUUAUUUCAUUCAGACUUUCUGUGGCAGAACAACAGGAAGUGCAAAACUGUGAAGGAAAUUGGUGGCUUUAAACAUUUUUGACAGGAAACCCUGCAAAGUGUGGAGUGCACCAUCUACAGACAGAAACAGCUGUGACAGAUUUCCUUUGACUAGGCCAGUCAGACUCAGAUUAAGCUACAGCUGGAUUACAAUUGGUGAAAGUGGAUAUUUUUUAUUUUUCCAGGUUUUCAUAGUAGAAGGCCAAAAAUGAAAUGGAAACCAUACUUUUCAGAUUAUCAGGGUGCAAAAUGUUGAACUAAUUUUUCAUCAGUUUCACAGUUCUGGGUUAUCUAAUACAAAGAUAGCAUAUUUUAACAAAUCUUUAAAUAAAAGAAAAAAAUAUUUUCUAAUUGAUUUUUUGUUCUUUCUGUCGCGUUUCCUCAGAGAAACUGACUUAUUGGUUGAAUAAAAUCUACAGUAAACAUUAAUCU
Molecule: messenger RNA, 3666 nt
Organism: Poeciliopsis prolifica (blackstripe livebearer)
Lineage: Eukaryota; Metazoa; Chordata; Actinopteri; Cyprinodontiformes; Poeciliidae
Gene: ppp4r4
Product: protein phosphatase 4, regulatory subunit 4
Cellular component (GO): cytosol; protein serine/threonine phosphatase complex
Molecular function (GO): protein phosphatase regulator activity
Source: RefSeq, a predicted model, not a curated record